This is a messenger RNA of Acinonyx jubatus (cheetah), 3495 nucleotides long. RefSeq names its product trafficking protein particle complex subunit 14 (gene TRAPPC14). Gene Ontology annotation, molecular function: alpha-tubulin binding. Gene Ontology annotation, cellular component: TRAPPII protein complex. Gene Ontology annotation, biological process: cilium assembly. NCBI's taxonomy places the organism in Eukaryota, Metazoa, Chordata, Mammalia, Carnivora, Felidae. The coding region runs from base 231 to 1973 and encodes 580 amino acids. The record is from RefSeq and is a predicted model, not a curated record. The transcript has 11 exons.
GCUUCCGGUUUCUCUCCAGUCAAUCGGCCCAGCAGCCCGGUUCCGGCCCUGCGGGGUAUCGGUUCCGGGUUCGUUGCCCCGGUUCCCGGCCCCGGCCGGUCUCCCGGGCCGGCCCGGCCGCGCACAGCACCCGUUGGGUGUCGGGACUCCCCAGCCCCACCCCAACGGCCCCCUCGCCCUCCGCCGGCCCGGCCCACCUCGCCCCCGGCCCGCGCCGUCCUCGCCGCCCCAUGGAGUCCCAGUGUGACUACUCCAUGUACUUCCCGGCCGUGCCGCUGCCGCCGCGUGCGGAGCUGGCGGGGGACCCGGGCCGGUACCGGGCGCUGCCCCGGCGCAACCAUCUCUACUUGGGGGAGACUGUCCGCUUCCUGCUGGUGCUGCGCUGCCGGGGAGGCGCAGGGUCCGGCGCCGGGGGUGGCGCGGGCUUGGGCUCUCGAGGGGCCUGGGCAGAACUGGCAACGGCCUUGGCCGCCCUGGCCUCGGUCAGCGCCGGAGGCGGGGCGCCCGGGGGCGGUGGCACCGGAGACCAGGAUCCCGAACCCCCAGGGGGCGGGGAUCCCGGCGGUGGGCCGUUGUUUCGAGGCUGCAGCCCCCUCCUCACCCACGGCCCGGGUCCUGCUACCUCAGGGGGAGCGACCACGCUGCCUGUGGAGGAACCAAUUGUGUCCACAGAUGAGGUCAUCUUCCCACUCACCGUUUCACUGGAUAGACUGCCCCCCGGGACACCUAAGGCCAAGAUUGUAGUGACUGUGUGGAAACGGGAGGUUGAGGCACCAGAGGUCAGAGAUCAAGGCUACUUGCGCUUGUUGCAGACCCGAUCUCCUGGGGAGACGUUCCGGGGCGAGCAGAGCGCUUUCAAGGCCCAAGUGAGCACCCUGCUGACUCUGCUGCCCCCUCCGGUUCUGAAAUGCCGCCAGUUCACUGUGGCUGGAAAACACUUGACCGUGCUCAAGGUGCUGAACAGCUCCUCCCAGGAGGAAAUUUCCAUCUGGGAUAUCCGGAUUCUCCCAAACUUCAACGCUAGUUAUCUACCUGUCAUGCCUGAUGGCUCUGUGCUGCUGGUGGAUAAUGUCUGUCACCAAUCUGGGGAAGUCUCCAUGGGCUCCUUCUGCCGGCUCCCUGGUACCUCUGGCUGCUUCCCCUGCCCGCUUAGUGCCCUGGAGGAACACAACUUCCUGUUUCAGCUGAGAGGGGGAGAGCAACCCCCUCAAGGGGCCAAGGAGGGCCUAGAAGUUCCCCUGAUUGCUGUGGUUCAGUGGUCCACCCCAAAGCUGCCCUUCACCCAGAGCAUCUACACCCACUACCGCCUGCCCAGCAUCCGCCUGGACCGCCCAUGCUUUGUGAUGACUGCUUCUUGUGAGUCCCCCGUUCGAACUUAUGAGCGGUUCACUGUCACCUACACACUGCUCAACAAUCUCCAAGACUUCCUUGCUGUGAGGCUUGUGUGGACCCCGGAGCAUGCACAGGCUGGAAAGCAGCUGUGUGAGGAGGAGCGCCGAGCCAUGCAGGCAGCCCUGGACUCCAUUGUCUGCCACACGCCCCUCAACAAUCUAGGCUUUUCCCGGAAGGGCAGUGCGCUCACCUUCAGUGUGGCCUUCCAGGCUCUGAGGACAGGGCUCUUUGAGCUGAGCCAGCACAUGAAACUGAAGCUGCAGUUCACCGCCAGUGUGUCCCACCCUCCGCCCGAGGCCCGGCCCCUGUCUCGAAAGAGCAGCCCCAGCAGCCCUGCUGUCCGGGACCUGGUAGAGAGACACCAGGCUAGCUUAGGCCGCUCUCAGUCCUUUUCUCACCAACAGCCCUCCCGGAGCCACCUCAUGAGGUCAGGCAGCGUGAUGGAGCGCAGGGCCAUCACACCUCCUGUGGCCUCCCCCGUGGGCCGCCCCCUCUACCUGCCUCCGGACAAGGCUGUGCUUUCUCUGGACAAGAUUGCCAAGCGCGAGUGCAAGGUCCUGGUGGUGGAGCCUGUCAAGUAGCACCCUGCCGGCUCUCCUCCCUCUUACGCUCCCAGAAACCGAAAGCUCCCUGGAGGGGGCCCUUGCUCCAGACUGUGCCUCCCCUGGGAUGCCUCCCACCAUGGAUGAGGAGGCCCAAGAGGGCCGCCUGUCUGUGUCUGCUGAUGAGGGACAGGGAAGAAGCUGUGAAAUGGGCGGGUAUGGCUGCAGCACUAAGCCAACAGUAUUUCCCCGGCUCCCUGGGGGGGGCUGGCCCCACCCCAAGGCCAGGGGCAAGGGCUCCGAGAGCUCCCUUGCCCCCCUCCCGCCCAGUACCCUGGUUCUAAGUUUACAAAGUGUAUUCCUUGUUCCUAUUAAGUUGUCUCUCCUGACUCUGACACCCUCCCUCCCACCCACCUGCAGGGCUGAGAUUAGAGGGUGGUGAUGGCAAAGGGACCCUGACAGUGGCCCUCCUGUCUCAGGGGUGAGGGGGGAUAGCCAGGUGGCCUCCUCCUGCCCCUCAUGUUUACGUUUGUGGCCUGAAGCACUUUAAGUUGUGUGGGGGUUUUUUCUUUCUUUGUUUCUUUUUUUUUUUUUUUUUAAUCUCUCUGUUCCUGUAACUUAUUCUCCAACUACUGCUUCCAACUGAAAUAAGACUAUUAAAUGCCUGUUCAGGAGGGAGAAGAAUGACCUGCAUUUGUGUGUUGGUGGCAGGAGCAGAGAUCCCAGGGGCUCAGAAUGGUUCCCUUCAGUAGGCACACAAAUAGCUCCCUUCCUAUCGUACUAUUCUCCGACUGCCAGUUUUAUAUGCCCAGGUGCCUUGCCGCCCCCCCACCCCACCCCGUGUCAACACACGACUGUCUCCCUAGAAGAUGGAAGACUGACUCAGGGUGUAACCUCCCUCACCCCCCAUCGUACACACAUCCCUAGGCCUGGGAGCAUCAAACUCAUGUUUAUUAGGAGGGAGGGAGGGAAGAGGGAGAUCCCCUUGCUCUCACUCUCCUUGACACAGUGCAAAGUCCCCAAGCCUCUGCCCUUCCAGGUAGGGGUGGGGCAGUGGGUGAGCAGAAAGCCUUAGUUCUAGCAGCAAGCAAAGAAAAAGGUGGAGGAGGUUUGCGUCUUCCUCAUCACAGAGGCUCAUGGACCCAAUCCACCUCUGCCCCUUGCCCUCUGGCAGGCUCAGACGUCAACAGGCUCCCGGCCUCGGUUCUGCCUCUUCACCACAAAUACCCUCUGUCCUGACACGGUCACCAGCAGCGUGUGUUCUCCAAAGACCACUGGAGAGGAGACACACCUUCCCCCACCCGGGGGAGGGAAGGGAGAACAGAGUUAGUGGGGUACAAUGGCCUCUACAGGGUCACGCAAACCGGUAGGAUCAAAAGCCAAAGGCAUGUGAUAGUUCAAGGCUCAGAGAUUUGAAGAUAGGAGGGCUCCAUUAAAUCCCCUUCCUUCUCUUGGUUUCUCCUGAUUGCAGGAGUAAAUCCCAAGUGGAAGAAAGUGGCCAGAACCAGGGAUCUCAGAGAGAGAUGGUGAGAGAUUGGCAGGAGACAAAUUUUUUUUUCCC